UGUCUGUAAACCCCACAUCCUUUAUCUUUGUUUCUCCCUCCCUCGCUUCCUCAACCCAAGGUCCCCAAUUCAUUAAAACAACAUCAUCAGAAUAAACAAAGGACUGUAGGAGAAAUAGGAACAGAGCAGAGAGCUCAGACACGAGUUUCAUUGAUCAUUUCUCCCACUCAGAAUCUCUCGGUUUCGCCCUUGCUCAGCACGUACGAAAUCAGUCACCCAGUCGUUCAUUCUCUCUUUCUCCAUUUGAAUAAUGGCAUUCAAUUCAAUCUCCCUCCCUAAGCACUCUCUACCACCGUCACUCCCCGCUAUAAACCCUAAAACUCCAUCUUCCCAAAUCAUCCCCAUUCUCUCCCAAUCAUCGCAAUCACAAUUCUACGGUGUAAAGCUUUCUACUACUAUUACUACUACUACUACUACUUGUUCUAUUUCAGUCCCAGCUAUUCGCUCUCUGAGGACUUCCAUUUUUGCCAAGGUGUCGAAAGGUCAGGUGCCUCCUUCCUUCACGUUGAAAGAUCAGGAAGGAAGGAAUGUGAGUCUCUCCAAGUUUAAAGGAAAACCAGUUGUGCUCUAUUUCUACCCAGCCGAUGAGACCCCUGGCUGCACUAAGCAGGCCUGUGCUUUCAGGGACUCCUACGAGAAAUUUAAGAAAGCCGGAGCUGAAGUUGUAGGGAUUAGUGGCGAUGAUACGGCAUCCCACAAGGCAUUUGCCAAGAAAUACCGGCUUCCAUUUACGUUGCUGAGUGACGAUGGAAACAAGGUGAGGAAAGAGUGGGGAGUGCCGUCGGAUCUGUUUGGAACAUUGCCAGGGAGAGAGACUUAUGUUCUUGACAGAAAUGGUGUAGUUAAGCUCGUCUACAACAAUCAAUUCCAACCUGAGAAGCACAUCGACGAGACUCUCAAGCUUCUUCAGAGCCUUUGAUCUAUCUAUCUAUCUAUCUCUGUUCUUAAUUGGGCUUUUCCAUCUUGAGUUAUGAUGAGUUUUUUUUUUUUACUUGUAACUACUUUCCUCCUCAUUUUUGUCAGGUUUCUGCCUUGUUGAUCUAUCUAUUUGCAUUCCUAAAAGGUGGGAACUUUUCCCAUUAUCAACAGAAAUGCAUGUUUGUAGUUGUUAAUGAAUUCCCUAGAACUUGACUUCUACA
Molecule: messenger RNA, 1139 nt
Organism: Macadamia integrifolia
Lineage: Eukaryota; Viridiplantae; Streptophyta; Magnoliopsida; Proteales; Proteaceae
Product: peroxiredoxin Q, chloroplastic
Exons: 4
Coding region: 251-919 (222 amino acids)
Biological process (GO): cellular response to oxidative stress; cell redox homeostasis
Cellular component (GO): chloroplast thylakoid membrane; cytoplasm
Molecular function (GO): thioredoxin peroxidase activity
Source: RefSeq, a predicted model, not a curated record